GCACCUUGCGGAAACCAAUAUCCGAUAUACCACAGAAGCUCCCCAUGUUUUAACUUCCUCAGUUUUAAGUUUUUUUUACAAAGAUGUUUUUUCGGUGGCUAUGUCUUGGAUUGUUGGCGUUUACUGGUGCAUAUGAAAAUGUGGCUUUAUACAGACAAGCAAAACAGCGGAAACCAUAUAACAACGCCGCUACAUUUGACGCCAGUAAUGCUGUUGAUGGACUGAAAUCAGAUUUACAUGGUUUGAAUGGCCAAUGUGUCCUGUCAGCUGAAAACCAAAAUGUAGCCUACUGGUGGGUUAACCUGUCUACAGUAAUGAGCAUCCACCACAUUACCAUAUAUUACAGGACGGACAACGUACCCUGGGAUUCAAAAAAUGGCUACACAGCAAGAUUUCUAGGAUUUUCGGUGUACGUCUCCAAUACAACAGACAGACUACAGGGAACACUGUGUUACAAGGACGACAACUUUACACGGUUCACCAUACCUGCUGUCUUCACUACCACCUGUCCUAUACAUGGACAGUACGUCAUCUACUACAACGACAGGCUAAAAGAUGUAAAUCCUGACGGUUACUCUGAUGAUGCUCAAAAUGAACUCUGUGAAGUAGAAGUUUAUGGUUGCAACACAACCGGAUAUUAUGGAGCAAACUGUUCUAUUCCCUGUCCAGACGAGAACUGUCAGUACUGUCACAUAGAGACGGGCACCUGCCAGGGCUGUAAAACUGGUUACCAGGGUCACCGAUGUGAAUUAGUAUGCACGAACAGAACAUACGGAGAUGGGUGCAAAUACGGUUGUGGAUUUUGCUCAAAUUCCACACAGUGUCACCAUAUCACUGGGAAAUGUUUUGAUGGGUGUGGACGAGGAUAUAAGUCUGAUCUGUGUAACCAAACGUGCGAAUCUAAAACAUAUGGAGUUGACUGUAAUGAUACCUGUGGACAAUGUCUUGAUGGUAACCAGUGUUUCCACAUCAAUGGGACAUGCUUGACUGGAUGCGAUGCUGGUUAUCAAGGGGAUUUGUGUAAAACAUCAUGCCCUAAUGGAUUUUAUGGACAAGACUGUGCAUAUAAAUGUAACGACAAAUGUUCAGGAUGUAACAAUGUAGAUGGUCGGUGUGACAGGGGGUGUAAUCCAGGAUGGAAGGGAGAAAACUGCCAACAACCCUGUGAUGGUAAAUUGUAUGGGGAAAAUUGCACCAUGUCUUGUGGACAAUGCAAUUACGAAGCGCAGUGUCAUCACAUCAACGGGACCUGUUUUAAUGGAUGUAACCAAGGUUACCAGGGCGAUAAAUGCAUUGAAGAAUGCGCAGAUGGAACAUUUGACUACAAUUGUGAAGAAACAUGUGGGGCUAACUGCAACAGCUGCAACAAAAAAUCAGGUGUUUGUGAUUUAGGGUGUAAACCGGGAUGGAGGGGGCUACACUGUGAAAUGGACUGCAGAGCGGGGUACUUUGGAGAGAACUGCAGUAGCACUUGUGGAAAUUGCCUGAACAUCGAGAAUAACUCAACGUGUCACCCUGUCACUGGAUCCUGUAGUGAGGGGUGUGAACACGGGUAUCAGGAACCGACCUGUAAGGAAAAAGAUAAAGCUGCCCAAACAAGUUUGACUGUCGUAUUCUCCAUCUUGUUUUCUGUAAUUGGACUGGUGUUGAUGAUGGCGGGAAUAUUUGUUUUCUUUAAAAUAAAACUGAAACGUUCCAACCACAACAGGAAACGUGACGUCACCGAAAAAAACAUUGAACUAAGCAGUCAUGGAGUGGUUCAACACUACGACGAAUUACACGUUAGGGAUCCAGAGGAAACUUAUACAGCUCUAAAAAAAGCAGAAGAGGAAACUCCGUAUGAGGAAAUACAAAACAUCUAAAACAAAUACGUAAAGAGUUAUUUGAUUGUUAAUGCCUUUUUAGAAACAAAAAUCAAUAAUCAGUGACAAUGCUGCUUGUAUUUGUAGAGUUUUGUGCUACUCGUUUUUUAACUAUAGCAGAACAAUAUCAUGAAGAUCACCGCUGUGUAAGAGAUAGAUACACCUACAUAUAUAAUGGACGAUGCUAUCGCCAGGGAUUUAGAAAAAAUACAAUUUGAAACACAAAUACAAGCUUUCCUGAUAGAAGAUUUUUGUUUUAUAAACAAACACAAUUUUUUAAUGUUUAUCGAUGUAUAUAAGCUUUAUAUUUAUCGGAUUUAUAUUAAGACAGGGUUAUCUUAAGUAUAUGCUUAGAACGUAAUUAUAGUUAAUGAAAAUGAUAAUGACAUAUUGCAUGUAUUAUUUAUAUCACAGUUCUACCAUGUACAUAUCUCGUAUAAAUCUCCGUAAAAAGUACAAACAAAAAUAGGCAUCAAGUUAUUUUAACUUCGGCAAUCUAAAUUAUAAAUAAUUCAAACCAAAACGAUUGAUAUUUUAAACUGCGGAGUUAAAAAACUAUGUAUUCGUAAAAAUGUUGAUGAGCAGUAGUGUAUCAGCGGAAUAAAUUAUGAGCAGUGGAAUAAAAUUCAAAUUAUCAUACGACAAGAACUGUUCAAAUUAAACAUAAUCAUUCUUAAAUAACUUUUCUGCAAUAAACACUUUAAAGUGAUAGCAAGAGGCACCAAAUCAAAUUAAAUGAGAACAUUUCUAUGUUGCACAAGUUAAAGAACUUGAAAGAGAUACGAACAACGCAAACUGUUAGACUUCUCAUCUAAAUAUUGGAUAUUAAUGUUUCCUGUUACUUAGCGUUUAUAAAUGUUUGUUGUAUACUGUGUGGUAAUAACUCUCAUAACAUUUUAUUCGUAGGAUAUAUCCGGACAGAAAUUGAGGUCAUAUUUAUGUCAAGGAAAUCACAUCCGGUGAAACGUUUUCACAUAAUACUUUCUUAUUAUAUAGUUUUUAUACACUGCACUCUCUCACUCGUGUCCAAAGUCAAACAUUCCCGCAAAUCGACAACAACAAAUUAAAAGUACAAAGAUCAUUUUUUUUUACGUCAUUCAAAACUAUUCGGAAUCCCCUUUUCAUCAAUCAAGUACACUGAGAGGAUUUCGGGAGCACAUUUUUUGUCGAACAAAUAAAUUACUUUUGUAGACAACCUUUCGAUUUCUAGCAACAUCAACGAGAAACAGAAAUCUUUUUGCUGCUGCAUUUACCCGCUGCC
This is a messenger RNA of Magallana angulata, 3123 nucleotides long. Its product is annotated as multiple epidermal growth factor-like domains protein 10. The record is from RefSeq and is a predicted model, not a curated record. Lineage: Eukaryota; Metazoa; Mollusca; Bivalvia; Ostreida; Ostreidae. Gene Ontology annotation, molecular function: scavenger receptor activity. The transcript is spliced from 11 exons. Bases 84 to 1862 code for a protein of 592 amino acids.